This is a messenger RNA of Dothidotthia symphoricarpi CBS 119687, 601 nucleotides long. RefSeq lists its product as uncharacterized. The transcript has a single exon. Lineage: Eukaryota; Fungi; Ascomycota; Dothideomycetes; Pleosporales; Dothidotthiaceae. The record is from RefSeq and is a predicted model, not a curated record. Bases 81 to 596 code for a protein of 171 amino acids.
CUCUCAUCGACCAUACGAACAAGAUGCCAAUGGUAGUCUCAAAGACGUUGGUGGCAGUCUCGCAGACGACGGUUCCAACUAUGCCCGAGUUGCCCCAGAUCACGCUCGAAUGGACCACGGAAGACCUUCAACAACACGCAGAGUUCAUGCACUGGUUCAACGAGCAAGUGACCGCCCAGCGGGAGGAUGUGGCGCGGCAGCACGAGGAUGAAGUGAGCAGUUUGCACGAGAACUACAACAAGCUCAUCAUCGAUGUGAGCGAAAGUUUGUCGUUCCGUCUAAUCUUACUUUCUCAGCAUCUGUACGCCAAAGAAGAGCUACGCGAGCUCAAACUCGUGGACUCCACCACCUUGGAAUACGGACAUGCAAACGCCCACGAAAUCGACGCCUGGGUGAUGGAGUUGUGCUUGAAGAUGGCCGAGCGUCUUAACAAGGAUUAUUCUCGGUACGAUCAGGCUCUGCGGAUGCUAGGGGACAAACAAGAGCCUAGCGCGAUGAGGGCACUUGAUGUUGAGAGCUAUCAAGCGGAGGCUUACGAAGCUUUUCAGAAGGUUCAGAAGCAGACUUUGGAGCUGAAGAGGCUUGCGGGAUUGUGAGUCGG